Acanthaster planci (crown-of-thorns starfish) is the source of this 3010-nucleotide messenger RNA. RefSeq names its product 15-hydroxyprostaglandin dehydrogenase [NAD(+)]-like. Gene Ontology annotation, cellular component: cytoplasm. The record is from RefSeq and is a predicted model, not a curated record. Gene Ontology annotation, molecular function: oxidoreductase activity, acting on the CH-OH group of donors, NAD or NADP as acceptor. Lineage: Eukaryota; Metazoa; Echinodermata; Asteroidea; Valvatida; Acanthasteridae.
GAGGGUGCACGUGCUGGUAACCUCUCCCCUCAAAUACUUCAUUAUGAGAUGGAAACAAAGUCAUAUCAGGAAUAUUUAACUGGAUAACAGCCGCUCUCCUGGUCGAUCUACUACUUCUACGUAGGACUGCAAUCUGGAAAAAAAAUCCCGUCAGCUGAGGAUCUUGGCUGAAGUUGCAUGUGCAGCUAACUUUUCCUUGAAACAAUUCAUAAGCUCGAGAAAGAGAACUCACCCGGAAUGUUAAUCUGCUUAACAGUUGCUGACAUCUUACAGCAUUACUUGAAUCCAGUACAUGCCAACAAUUAAUAUAUACAUCAGCUGAAGAUAACAACUUAAUAUGCAUGUGGAAACUCAGCCGCCAGCCUUACAGUUCCUCAAGACGCGAACAAUCAGUGCAUAUUGGAAUAAUGUUAUAUUCAAUAUAUGAUAGGUUACAGGGUUGUUUGCGAACCUCUGGUUGGUUGGAUGGAGGCGGGGCCGAAAAGUGGGUGGGAGGGUGGCCCAAUAGUAGAUACUCAGAUCACUUUCACAAGUGCCUUAUUACGGUUGAGAAACAAUGUGAUCGAAUUACAUUUACUAAAUGCAAUACUCUCGACUAUUAUCAAGGUUUGUAGCUUUAUUGGAAGUAGUAGGCCUACUUUUUGCUCGUAGAUUUCAAUUUAUAAUUUGACAUUCUUAGAACUAUUUUAGAACUAAAUACCACGGCUAAUUUAGGCCCAAAUUUUCAGCCCAGGGACCGAUUCUCAACUGAAGAGUGCGCUGGUUGAACUCACUGGGAUGAUGGGGUUAAACACUUUUAGGAGAAAAAAAUCAAUGUGUUUUUCUCUGUGGGAAUAGUUUCGCAGCAAUAUGACCUCUAAAAAGACAACUAGGCCUAUUGUUGUUUAGCGCUAGAGCUCGAAAUCUGCACUGGUGAAUGAGUACACAACAAAGGAAGUGCCCUGCCACUAUAUUCCACCGAUUGUUGCAACGAAGCCUGCAUGUUUCAAGGAUAGGCCCCGCUUGCCGCUGGGUUCGUGUACAUACUCGACCGUACGCUAAUUUUAGUGUGCCUAGUACACACUGAAGGAGUGUACAGUUGCUUGCGGCAGGCAGGUGUAGGAGUCAUGCCCAUGUAGACGGAUUGCCCACAUUACCGUUGGAUGACACAGCUUCAGUGUUUGACACUUGUGAUUCGUAUCUCUGAUCAUGUCAACACGUGCGGUUCCGGCCUUUGAUGUCUCGGCGGCGAUGCUUCCAUCAGACACCGUUGCGGUUAUUACCGGCUCAGCCGAUGGUCUGGGCAAGGCAUUUGCGAAGGCGUUGCUUCAAAAAAGUGCCAAGGGUGUGUGCCUUUCGGACGUGAACGAGGAAAGGGGAAAGAUAACUCUUCAAGAAUUUGUGAAGGAGUUCGGCGAAGAUCGGGUCACGUUUAUGAAAUGUGACGUCACGGUACCUGCAGAUAUAGAAGCGGUUUUUGUAAAGGCCAAGGCGCGAUUCGGACCCGUGAACCUGAUGGUGAAUAACGCAGGAAUCCUCAACGAGACCAAACCUGACCUGUGCAUCGACGUCAAUGUUAAAGGAACAACCAAUGGGACUUUUACUGCUAUAAAAUUCAUGGGGUCUGAAAGUGGGGGAGAAGGAGGCAAGAUUAUCAACAUCUCUUCCCUGGCUGGUGUGGGACCUGCCCCGUUUAUGCCAGUCUACGCAACGACAAAGCACGCUAUCGUCGGCCUGACCAAAUCCUUGGCGGCUGACACACGCCUUCGAGAUCAGGGCAUAACGUUUGGCGUCUUGUGUUCUGCCUUCGCCAAAACAAGUCUUAUUGACAAUCCAGCAUUCAGGCACCCAGAAGAGGAUCUGCGCAUGGCACAUGCAGUCAUGGCCAAGCAAGGAGUGUUAGAGAUAUCUGAGGUAACCGAUGCAUUCUUACGGCUAGUCUUAGACGAAUCGCUCUCAGGUAAAGUGGUGAUUCUCACCAAGGCUGCAGGCUUAUCUGUGGCUUAAUUGCAUAAGAACGAGGUUGCCGAAAACGACCUGAAGAGUGAAAGGCUGUGUUCUCUUGUUCACAACAGUCUCGUGUUGUAAGAGGGAUUCGUCGAAUGAGACUAUCUACAUCGUUUGUAAUUGGAAAAAGAACUAUUUACAGUCAAUAUAUUGCGUUCUUUAUAUUUCAUUAUUAUAGACAUGUGAUUUUGUAAUUAACCGGAGGGAAAAGAUAGUUGUGAUAUUUAGUAAAUAUAUUUUAGUAAGCAUUACAUUGAUAGUUGAUGAAGUGAUCGCUUAUGAUCAUGGAACAUUGUAUAUAGUUAGGCUUAGCGGUCAUAUUCUUGCUUCUCAUGGUUACCCUUAAAGGAAACAUAUUUCCCUCUACAGUUCUACAUGAUAACUUGCCUAAAAGAAUCUUUUCACAGGGAGUUUACUCCCUUAACCAUCCUUGAGCCAAUAUAUAUGCUUUCGACAAAAUGCCUAAUUUCUUCAUUUUUUUUAUUUAAUUUUAUUUUAUGUUUUGCUGUUAUUUUAUCUUUAUUAUUGUUUUUUGAUAACUGCAAGUGAUGGACUGAACCUUUUGAAUAUCUUACCCAGACAAUCUGAUUAGUGUAGCAAUAAAUCUUACGCAUAAAGCUGUUGAUGAAUACUGACCUCUACCAGGUAUCCAAUUAAAUAUGAAUGGUACGUACUUAUCAGGUAAUAUUCAUUAGUUUGGGCAUUUUACUUCUGUUAUUGGCUCAUAAUUCUACAGCACAUAAUCCUCACAAUGUUUCCCUCUGAAAAUAGAGGGUUAGGCCAAAGGUGUCUUUAACACCUCAUUCGCAAGGAAUUAUUUUGAUAAUGUUCCCUGAAUCUGUCUUAUUCAAUGUAAUCUGUCAACUGGUUGGUCAGCCUAUUUUGUGCUCUGUGUGAUAAAUCACAAAUUUUUAAUUAUUCAUCAACGUACAUAAAAUUUAUCUUUAAGGAACUGUUUUUCAUUGCUUACAUCUUUAUUCUUAGGUUCCCAAAAAUAAAAAAGUGAACUUCGCUUUGAACUCAA